CCAACCAAGACUCCAAAAGAAAAAAAAAAACCCGAUAAGAGCAGCGUCAGUCAAGUGAUAGUAACAUACUGUAGCAGGAAGUUUUGUGUAUACCCAUCCAGUUAGCCAUGGUGGACUCCACUGCUGCUUGCUAAAUGACUGAAUUUAGCACAGCACUGUUCCUUUCAUUCAGAACACGACGCACACAUCGUCGUGUUUCUUCGGCGUUCCUGCUUGAAAGCUUCCGACAAGCGUAGAAUGUUGUCAUCGCUGAGAGCUCUGUUUGGACUUAUAGUUUUGCUUGAAUCUUGAAGCACGAUGUUCUCUCUGCUGCGUAGCCCUUGUCCAGGAGCGGUUUGGUACUUUGGUUGUGUGAGUUCUUGUCCGUGAGAUCGAGAUUCUUCAGAGCUGAUCAAGACUUGGAUGCUCGCAUGCAAGUAAGCCUGUGAAUUUUGCGCAGCAGUAAGUCAUUCGGAUCAGAUUCAGAAGACUUCUCAAGUUACUCCUCGUCAACCUCAAGCUUGCCAUCGGACGUUAAAUCCGCCAUGGAUAAGCUCCAGUUAGCUCUGAUCCUCGUGGGGAUCAUCUCAGCCCUCUGCUGCUUCAGCGCCGCUGCAUACACUCCUGCAGACAACUACCUCAUCAGCUGCGGCUCCUCGGUCGCCACGACGGUCGGCGAGAGGGUCUUCGUCCCCGACGACUCCGGCUCGGUCACCCUGACCUCUUCUCACAGCGCCGCCGUAAGAGCUACGCCCGGCCUCGAGAUCGCCGCGCUGUACCAGACCGCCAGGGUGUUCACGGCGCCGUCGUCCUACGCGUUCAAGAUCAGCCGCCCCGGCCGCCACUUCGUCCGCCUCCACUUGUUCCCCUUCGCGAGCCGGAGCUACGACCUCGCUGCCGCGAGCUUCAAGGUGUCGACGCAGGACGCCGUCCUGAUCGGCAGCUACGCGCCGGCGAAGAGCGGCGCGCCUCAGCCGGUGCCCCACGAGUUCUUGCUCGACGUCGCCCGUGGCACGCUCAUCGUCACGUUCGUGCCGCUGGCCGCCGGAGGCCUCGCGUUCGUCAACGCCGUCGAGGUCGUCUCCGUCCCCGACAACCUCAUGGCUGGCCCGGCAAGGACGUCAGCGUCACUGGGCCAGCAGCUCGUCCCUAUCGUGCUGCCGCUGCACACGGCGUACAGGGUCAACGUGGGCGGCCCGGCGGUCGCGGCCGCCGGCGACACGCUCUGGCGGGGGUGGACCGAGGACCAGAGCUACUUGGCCGCGUCAGCCAAGGCCGGUGUCGUCACCCGAGUGCUGGCCUACAACGGAAGCCUGAACUACCUCGCCGGCGAGGCGACGCCGGACGACGCGCCGGGCGUCGUGUACGCCACGGCCAGGGAGCUGGUCAUGCUGCGCGCGGUGGACCAGAUGACGUGGCAGUUCGACGUCGACGAGCAGCCGUCGGCGAGCUACCUGAUCCGAUUCCAUUGGUGCGACGUCGUGAGCCGGGCACCUCACCUGCUCAGCAUCGAUGUGUACGUGGGCAGUCACACGGUGGUGACCGGUCUCGAUCUGUCCACGAUCGGGAAUGGCGAUCUGGCCGUCCCAUACCACAUGGAUUUCAUCUUGGAUUCCGGCGACCCACUCGGCAAGAUCAUAAUCUACGUUGGGUCGUCGUCGUCGAUGAAGAAGAACAGCAGCGCGUUCCCAGGCCCCAUCCUGAACGGGAUAGAGAUCAUGAAGAUGCACUUCGGCUCGGGUCCCGUCGUCGUCGUCGAGCCAUCAUCGGCCAGAUCGAAGAAGCAGAAUUUGGCCAUUGUUUUGGGCUCAAUCUGUGGAGCCUUCGCCGUCGUGUCCAUCGCCGUUGUGCUUGUCAUUUUCCUCAGGAAGAAAGAGGGGAAGCUGCUGCCGUCACCGUCGCAGAGCCCGUCGUCGACGCCAUGGAUGCCGCUCCUCAACCGGUUCAGCUUGCGCAGCAGAGGACCGGGUGCCAGCGGAGCAGGAUUGCCCAGCAUCACCGCUGACAAGGACAUGCCAGGAGGAGCGAUCCCCAUUGCUGGCUCUUCUGCCCCGAGCUACCGCUUCCCGCUCGCCAUGCUGCAGGAGGCGACGGGCAACUUCGACGAGAACCUGGUCAUCGGCGCCGGCGGUUUCGGGAAGGUGUACCGCGCCGUGCUCCCCGACUGCACCAAGGUGGCCGUGAAGCGCGCGAGCCCGGAGUCGCGGCAGGGCGCGCGGGAGUUUCGCUCGGAGAUCGAGCUGCUGUCCGGCCUGCGCCACCGCCACCUCGUGUCCCUCAUCGGCUACUGCGACGACGGCGGCGAGAUGAUCCUGCUGUACGAGUACAUGGAGCACGGCUCGCUCCGGAGCCGCCUGUACGGCGGCGCCGCCGCCGCCGGGGGGGCGCUCAGCUGGGCGCAGCGGCUGGAGGCGUGCGCGGGCGCUGCGAGGGGGCUACUCUACCUGCACACGGCCCUGGCCAAGCCGGUGAUCCACCGCGACGUCAAGUCGUCCAACAUCCUCCUCGACGGCGGCCUCGCCGCCAAGGUCGCCGACUUCGGGCUGUCCAGGGCCGGGCCGGAGCUGGACGAGACGCACGUCAGCACGGCGGUGAAGGGCAGCUUCGGCUACGUCGACCCGGACUACGCCCGCACGAGGAAGCUGACGGCCAGGUCCGACGUGUACUCGUUCGGCGUCGUGCUGCUGGAGGCGCUGUGCGCGCGGCCGGUGGUGGACCCGAGGCUCCCCAAGCCGAUGGUGAACCUGGUGGAGUGGGCCCUGCACUGGCAGAGCAGGGGCGAGCUGGGCAAGGUCGUCGACCGCCGCAUCGCCGCCGCGGUGAGGCCCCAGGCCCUGGCCAAGUACGGCGAGACGGCGGCCAGGUGCCUGGCGGUGCGCGGCGCGGACAGGCCGGCGAUGGAGGACGUCGUGUGGAGCCUCCAGUUCGUAAUGCGGCUGCAGGACGACAGCGGCCUUGACUUCUCCGACGUGAACAGCCUCAACUUUGUGCGUGAGCUCACGCCGCCUUUGGAUCCUCGUCAGAGAAGCUCGCACGAGAACGAAGCCGGUGGUGAGGGGGAGGGUGUGGCCGACGGCGAGCUCACCGAUGUGUCCAUGCAAGGUGCCUUCUGGCAGAUGGUCAAUGGGGGCGGGAGGUGAAGGUGAAGCGCAGAGAAUCGUCAGAUUAAGAAACAUGUUAACGUUCAGCGUUGUCAGACUGCAAUAUAUGAAUACUGGAAAGUCUUUUUUUUUUGUAACAUUCCAGAAUCAGAACUUGAAUCAGCUUCAAUUUGUGGAGCACUCGGACAGGUACCACCCGAGAAGCCCUUUAU
Molecule: messenger RNA, 3292 nt
Organism: Panicum virgatum (switchgrass)
Lineage: Eukaryota; Viridiplantae; Streptophyta; Magnoliopsida; Poales; Poaceae
Product: receptor-like protein kinase HERK 1
Exons: 2
Coding region: 525-3119 (864 amino acids)
Biological process (GO): protein autophosphorylation
Cellular component (GO): plasma membrane; plasmodesma
Molecular function (GO): ATP binding; transmembrane receptor protein tyrosine kinase activity
Source: RefSeq, a predicted model, not a curated record